Messenger RNA from Penicillium antarcticum, 1410 nucleotides. RefSeq names its product putative MFS transporter. Gene Ontology annotation, biological process: transmembrane transport. Gene Ontology annotation, molecular function: transmembrane transporter activity. Bases 1 to 1410 code for a protein of 469 amino acids. The transcript has 3 exons. NCBI's taxonomy places the organism in Eukaryota, Fungi, Ascomycota, Eurotiomycetes, Eurotiales, Aspergillaceae. The record is from RefSeq and is a predicted model, not a curated record.
AUGGCGAGUGUUGAAGAAGAAUCUGGUCAGUUGGCCUAUGUUCGAAAUGAAAACCGCUCAACUUUUUACAAGAUCUGGACGCACUGUUGGUUCCAGAUCAUAUUAAUGAGUUUUAUAUGCUUCUGCUGUCCAGGAAUGUACAAUGCACUUACUGGUCUCGGAGGUUCUGGUCAGGUCAACCAAGCUGUCGCUGCCAAUGCGACGGUAGCUCUUCUCGCUGCUACUGCAGCCACUGCGUUGUUCGUAGUUGGACCGAUCUUUGAGCGUAUCGGUCCCAGAGCGUGCCUCUUGCUCGGGGGAUGGACAUAUCCAUUGUACUCGGGCAGUCUUUUGUGUUUCAAUGCCACAAACAACGGUGCCUUUGUGAUUGCUUCUGGUGCCAUUCUUGGUAUUGGUGCAUCAUUCCUAUGGGUUGCGCAAGGUGCUAUCAUGACAACAUAUGUGCCUGAGUCGCAGAAAGGACGUGCAAUCGCUGCCUUUUGGAUUAUCUUCAAUCUCGGCGGUGGGGUUGGUUCUCUUGCCAGCUUUGGUCUGAACUAUAACUCCAAGAGCGGAACUGUAUCCGAUGGAACAUAUAUUGCCUUGUUGAUUAUCAUGGCCAUCGGAUGGCUAUUGGGCGUGCUCAUUUGCCCACCUAAGUAUGUUCGCUCUGCUCAGUUGAAGCCAACACUCGAGAACGAGAAAAACUGGCGACAGAUUCUGCGCCAGUCAGUCAAUACCAUUGUUGACUGGCGCGUGCUGUGUAUGCUGCCACUAUUUUUCUCCGCGAAUGUGUUCUACUCGUAUCAGCAGAACGCUGUAAACGGAAUGAACUUCAACAUCCGGACACGGUCGCUCAACGGCGCCUUGUACUGGAUUGCCCAGAUGCUGGGUGGGCUCAUCAUUGGCCUCGUCCUUGAUAUGCCUGGUCUCAGCCGACCAAUGCGAGCCCGUGUGGCUUGGGUAUUCCUAUUUGUAACGGGAAUGGCCGUCUGGGGAGGCGGAUAUGUCUUCCAGAAAUGGUCAGAUCGCCGUCUGGAACGAGGUCUGAAGCAGGACAUUGAUUACACGGAUUCCGACAUCUCCGUGGGCCCGAUCUUUCUUUAUAUCUUUUAUGGCGCAUAUGAUGCGUUUUGGCAGUCGUUCUGCUACUGGCUAAUGGGCGCCCAAUCCAACUCUCCCGCGGUGACUGCCGUUCUGGUGGGAGCGUACAAGACCUUCCAGAGCACUGGAGGUGCCAUGGCGUGGCGCGUGAAUGCUCUGGGAAAGCCAGCGAUGACCCAGCUCGCUAUGGACUGGGGUCUUUGCAUGGGCUCCUUAUGUAUCGCCAUCCCAACUGUGUUGGCAGUCACUUUGACGAGUGACCAUGACUCAGUUGAUGGCAUGGAUUCCCCGGACGCGGAGAAGCCUCAACCUGACGUGAAGAUUUGA